Lactuca virosa is the source of this 774-nucleotide messenger RNA. NCBI's taxonomy places the organism in Eukaryota, Viridiplantae, Streptophyta, Magnoliopsida, Asterales, Asteraceae. The record is from the annotation of a GenBank genome assembly.
AUGAUGCAACUUGGAGUUGUUGAUUUUCUUGCAUUCAGUAGAGUUUGUAAGUCAUGGAGAUCAGUUGCUCUUUCUAAUAGGAACAAGUUUAUAGUGUCCAGACCACCCAUGUCUCUAUCUGUCUCUACUACUGAUGCUAAUGAGAAACAAUACUACCUAAACGACUUUGAAGGAAGAAAUGAGAAAUUUGAAGACUUCUUGCUUGUGAAUCUUAUCACAAGGCAUAAACUUUAUUUCCCUGUUAUCCGCAUUAAAGCCUUAUUAUAUCAUGGUUAUGAAGCUAUUAGGGCCAUCCUUGUCUUUUCAUCUUCAAUACCUGGAUGUGUGUUUGUUUUGUCCAUUAGAGGCUAUAGUAAAAUUUGGUUUUCUAUAGAUGGUAAACGAGAAUGGACUUAUGUCUCCACGCAUUUCGACAUUCUUGAUUUAUGUGCUUUCAAAGGGAAGAUAUAUACCCUACACUCUGUUUAUCCAGCUCAAGUGAGGCUAUCUGAAAUCAGACUCUAUCCAGAGCCUAAAGUGGUGUUAUUUGAAUCUGAGAGUUUUCAGAAGCCAGAUUUCAUGUUUCCGGGGUUUCUCAGUUCUGGCGAAAACUUUUAUGUGAUGGAUAGGAUUUCAAUACAUCCGUACAAGAUUCAUGAAAUAGAUCUUGACACUCGAUCAUUAUAUAGGAAAUAUGUUGUUACAGAUGAAAGUGAAAAAGACAAGCUCUUUGAUGCCGCCAGAAUGCAGUACGUUUUCCAUGAUUGUUUGAAUGUUAAUCUCUUACACGAGUGA